AUGUCUUUAAAAUGCAAGCUUGUUUUAGUGGGGGUUAUUUAUUUGUCUUGCAAAGUGGUUUCGACUGGCUGCGAAGUGGUUUGGGUAAAUCGAAAUGUUCGGGACAGCUUUCUUGUUGGGAAAGACGGUUGUAUGUCUGAUCCAAAGGUUUGCACGAAUUUCGAUGCAAGAUGUACAAAACCUGCUGGUGUGUGCUUAUGUGGCACUAAAUCUAACUAUAGAAAUCCUAGACCUGGUAACGAUAAAGGUUAUGGCUGUUUGGACAAUCAUAAUAUGCGCACUGGAAUUGGUGAGUGCUAAUACUGUUGUAGUCAUUUCAACUUUACAACUAAACAUUUAAACUUGCAUCUGUUUUAUAAUGGUAUGGUAAUAUAAAUGAUUGGGUUAUUAAAGUUUUCGCAUAAAUUUUACUUUGAUAUAGGAGGAUCCACAAACUGCACAUUGGAACCUUUUCAACUUAUACCCUACAGCCAUAAUAAACUACCCGAGAAAUUCAGUGACAAUCCACACAUAGUGAUGAAGAAUUGUUCCUUGUCCAAUGUAAAGGCAAAAUUUCCAGACAAGGCCAGAGAAAUGGAGCUGCAAUGGUUGGAUGAAUCUUACGUUGAUUUGAACGUCUCUAGCAACGACAUAUAUUUCAAAGUACGUAACUGAAUUCAUUCCCAUUUCUCUUUAGCUAUGUGUAAAAUUAGUUUGUUUUCUCUUUCCUAGUGGAAAAGAUCAGUUCCAAAUUUGCACGGGACGAUAAUUACUUUCAAUCUCUACUGCGAGGUAAAGAUCCCAGGGAUCAAGGCUGACCAAUCUCGCCAAAGAAAAUGCCUGCGAGCAAAGAUUCGUGGAACAUGGUUUGCAGGUAACUGCUACAAAAAUAAAAUGUUGACUUAUAAACCAGUUUAACUAUACGUAACGUAACUAUGUCCCUAUAAGGGAGUUUAAGAUUCACGUUUCCGGGAACAGCAAACGGCAGGUUCCAAUUUUCUUGGCAAAAUUUUCGUUGAACGUUUUCGUUUCAUAUUUUCUUUCUUGCGUCGAAAGGAUAAUUAUGUAUUUCAGUUUUAAAACAGCAAGCACAUUUACUCUUUAUUGCCUGAUUCCGUAAAAUUUUUCUUUGCCUGGCGUUUGCCGUUUGACGUAUAACGCGAAGCUCAUGCUUCACAUCUUCUAGACGCUGACCCUGUACCAACUGAGCAAACAGAUACCUCUACACCAACUGAGCCGACAGAGGUCCCAACACCAUCUGAGCCAACAGAAGUCUCUACGCCAUCUGAGCCAACAGAGAUCCCUACACCAUCUGAGCCAACAGAAAUCUCUGCACCAAUUGAGCCAACAGAGAUCUCUACAUCAACUGAGCCAACAGAAAUCUCUACACCAACUGAGCCAACAGAGAUCCCUACACCAUCUGAGCCAACAGAAAUCUCUACACCAUCUGAGCCAACAGAGAUCUCUACACCAAAUGAACCAACAGAGGUUUCUGUACCAUCUGAACCAACAGAGGUCCCUACACCAUCUGAGUCAACAGAGAUCUCCACAUCAUCUGAGCCAACAGACGUCUCUACACCAACUGAGGCAACAGUAACCUCCAGCCAACCUAAAUCUUCACAGAUAAUAACAAAAAUAACUUCGCCUGUAACAGUAACAACAGCAGAACCAAGUAUGUUUUAAAGUUAAAAUGACUUUUUUAUUUUAAUGUAAUAAUGUCUUUUUCUCCGCAGUAGAACAUAGUUAGACGCCAAAAAGCGUUAACGGUUAGGAAUUAGAUAAUAGAUAUCAUAAAUAAUAUUUUGCAAUUGUUUACUGCUUUAACAAUUUAAUACGAGCUUUUUCCAACGUCAGUUUUGGCGUUAUUUUCCAACUAAGUUCCCCAGGGAAUGUGGAUCUUUUUAACUUGAAAAUUCCGCCUCAUCCUUGGACAUUACUAUAAACAGCACAUGAUUAAAAGUCUUAAAAAGGGAAACUAUUCCUUGUGCUGGUCUGAGACUUGAAUCAGUUUUCAAAGCAAGCCCUUUAUUUGCACCAUGUCGUUUGCUAUCGCUAAUACUAAAUUUAGGGCGCAAAUUAACGACUGUAGCAAGAAUUUCGGUGAGCCUACGACUUAGUUAAUAUAGACAAUUGAUCUCUGGUCAAAAGAAUAACUCUUUGAUGUCCAUAUCUGCAUGUACCACAUACAAUGGCGGAUUCUUUACUUACAUAAUAGAAAACUGAACAGCGCAUGAUAAAUUAUUCUUCCUAGGAACAAAUCCUACAUGGUCAAUUCCUGUAGUAACUAGGCAACUAGCGACAUCAGCAUUGAAGUCAACUGAUACCAUGACAAUGUCGCCUACCAUUUCAGCUCGUUCCAGUUCUCCGCAGAAAGGAUCGAGCAGUGAUGGUGAUUCCAGUGGAACAAUUAUUGCUAUAGCUGUUAUGGUAGCUGUAAUACUGUUGAUAGCCUUGGUUGUCUUGUUCUGGUUGUUGUGUAAACGCAAGAAGAGAUAUAGGUAAGCUUUUCAAAGACAUCAAUGAAUAACUUUGGUUUAGUAUCACGUAAUGUGUGACAUAAUAUCGAUAAAAUUGAAAUUUCUCGCAUGGAAAUUUUGUUAAAUAUAAAAAAUUACAGUUUUGAUGUUUUCCUCAACUAAUCAUGGAUGAAAGGAAAGCUUCGCAUAAUUAUUAAUGUGAAUGAUAUCAAUACAAAAUAUCACUUCUCAUGUACUUUGAUAUUUUUACAACAGUUCAAUAAAUUCAAGUCGUGGAAUUUCCUGCAGAGAAGACGGUAUGCACUAUUAUGUAUAAUUGUUUCAAUACCUCGGCAUGAUCUAACUAUGUUUGACUCAGUAGUUCUCAGAAGUGAGUUAUGCGCAACAACAGAUCACUUUAAGGGAGCUCACAAUUAAGAACAUGUACUACCUCUACACGAUCUAACCAUGCUUAACUCAGCAGUGCGUUCAGCUGUAACAAAAUCAAAUCACUUUAAGGUAGCUCACAUUCAUGUACUCCGGCUAAUGAUUUCGCCAUGCUUAACCCCGCAGUGAGUUUUGUACGGCAACAUUGGAUGACUUAAAGAUAGUUCAAUGCAGAUUAUGUAACUCAGCCAUCAUGUCAGUAACACAUGACAUACACAAACGCGUCAGUAUUGAUCCUCCCCUAACAGUGCAUCUUAUUUUCUCAAUUCAGGUUGGACGAGCAUGACACAGUUCAGAUACACAGAGAGUAAUAUUCGAGCACCAGAUCCUUAUGAAGACGCCAGAAAGACAAACGAAACAUUUGCUGUUUACUCCAGCCAUGUUUAUACAACGCUAAAUGUCCGGAGUGUGGUUGUAGAAGACAAUCCUGUUUAUGAAACGCCGUAUAGCCGCCAGUGUGUGGUUGUUGAAGCCAACCCUGCUUAUGAAACGCCAGAUAGCCAGUGUGUGUUUGUAGAAGCUAACCCUACUUAUGAAACGCCAGAUAGCCAGGGUGUGGUUGUAGAAGCUAACCCUGUUUAUGAAACGCCAGAUAGCGAGAGCCUUAUG
Messenger RNA from Paramuricea clavata, 3491 nucleotides. NCBI's taxonomy places the organism in Eukaryota, Metazoa, Cnidaria, Anthozoa, Malacalcyonacea, Plexauridae. The record is from the annotation of a GenBank genome assembly.